CAGCGUUUGCGCGACGCGAUCGACUCGCGGAUUGCCGAGGAGCAAGCCCGUCAACGCUCCGCCCAAACCUCCAUCUCGCGCUCCAACUCCGCCCGCCAACCUUCGAACCGCACGACCACUUCCCCAUCCCGCCGCUCUGGCCGCCCGCGCCGCAACACCGGCACCCCCGUCCGGGGCCCCGACCCCAAUGAAUUCGAGCCCGAGUUCGCCAUUGGGGAUGAUGACUCCUCGAGUAGAUCGGGAACGCCGCGACCCGAGGCCGCAGCUGGAGGAGGCUCCGACGCCACUCCGGAAGGCAACAAUGCGGCAGCCGGAGAGGGCCAAGGGCAGGAAGGGCCCGUAACGGAGAAGGAGUCCACCCCGGCAACUGCGGAAGGCAACAACAACAGCAACAACAACCAGUCCUCCUCCACCUCGGAUCUGCCUCCAGAGGUUCGGGUCAAGUUGCGGCGGCUGGCCAAGUUGGAACCCCGCUACCAAGAGCUUCUCAAAGCCUAUCGCAUGGCACACUCGCGAGUCCUUUCUAUCGAACCCUUCGAAGCUGCUCUUCGUGAAAAUACCCCCUUGACUUCCAUCGGCGAACCGAAAGCCCUGACCGAGUACUUGAACCAGCUGUCGCUGAAGGGAGAUAUGGUGGUGGAGGAGCUCAAGCGUGUGACCACAGAGAGGGAUGACUACAAGAAGAAAUUGGAAGAGGCUCAAAAGGCAACCAAGGCUGCAUUGGAUGAGGUUGCGCAACUCAAGGCUGAGAAGGAAUCAAAUGAGAAAGCCUCGGACGCCAGUGAGUCGGUCGCGAAGUAUGAGGAGAAGUCUACAAUGGAGGACACUGCUGUGACCGCCGCAUCACCGAAGAAGUCGGCUGAACAUCAAGGUGAUAGUGAAGAGUUCUUUUCUUACGAUAGCGAGAUCCCUCGUCUGGAGUCCGAGCUGAAAGAAAAGCAGGAGGAGAUCGAGUCCAUGAAGACUCAAAUGGAGUCGCUGAAGCGUGAUCUAGCAGUGGCGCGCGAGUCCACCGAGGGCAUGGUUCACAACCUCGAAUCCGCAACCCGAGAGCUCACAGAACUGCGUGAUUUCAAGGAUAAGCAGGACACAGAACUCGAGAAGCUGAAGUCUUCCAAGCAAGGAGAGCUUGACGAUCUGAAGGCUAAGCUUGAAAAGUCCGAAGAAAUGGCAUCGAAGACCAGCGCGGAGAUUGAGAAACUAAAGUCCGAUUUGACAGAACGGACCGAGGAAAUCGAGAAAUUGCAAGCUAAGGCCUCGCCAUCCCCUGCUGCCGGGAAGGAUGCCGAUCUUACUGCGAAGUUGGAAAAGAUGGAGCAGAUGAAGGAGGCUAAUGAGAAACGUCUCAGCGUACUACAGGGUCUUGUCGACAGCCUCCGAUCCCAGCUGAAGGAGAGCGAGGAGGCAAUGACAAAACUGAAGGGCGAUGCUGAGCAGAAGAAGGAAAACAACCUGCAAUUACAAAACGUCGUUGACUUCCUCGACACUAAUAUGGAAGGCAAUGCCACCUGGCAAUUGACCAAGGAACAAGUCAUUGGCGGCAAGCAAGCCAAUUUCGAUGAACUCCGUGAGAGCUUAGUUCCCAGCCUUAGCACCACUGAAGCUCAGCAGGAGCCGACGGAGACUGCAAAGCCGGUCGUGAACCCGCCAAGCGCUGCGGGAAGUGAAAGUAUUGAUACACUAAAGAAGCAGCUGGACGAGAAGGAUGCCGCUAUCGACCGUCUCAGCUCGAAACUCAAGGGCGAGGAAGACCUGAAGGAGGAGAUCGAGUCCCUCCGUGACGACCUGCUUCACAUAGGUCAAGAGCAUGUGGAGUCAAAGGAUAAAGUGAAGGUGCUGACCGCGGAGAAGCAAGCUUUGGAGGAAUCCAUCGCCAAGCUGGAGAAGGAGUUGACGGAUCUACGCACGAACAUCGCUAUCAAGAUCAAGCUCACAACGCUCGAAACUGAGCUAUCUGCUGCUCAACAAUUGGCUGCCACGAGGUUCAAAGACAUCACGGACUUGCGCGAGACGCUCCAAAGACUUCAGCCAGAGCUGAAGAAGCUGCGCGCCGAAUCUUCGGAGCUCAAGUCCACCAAGGAGUCCCUCACAAGCAAGACGAAUGAGUUGAGAACUCUGGAGAGCAAACACGAUGACCUGCGGGCCGAACUCAAGACCCUCAAGAACACGAUGUCCGAGCGAGAGAAAGAAGUGAAGACACUCAAUAAUAAGAUCAAGCAGGAAACCGACAGUAGGCUCAAGGCCGAGGAGAAAUUGACGGUCGCCCAGUCUGACCUGAGGUACUCGGAGAGUAAGAAGCAGGAAGCUACGGAGGCUAAGGAGAAGGUCACCUCAGAGCUGUCUAAGACUCAGGGGGAGCUUAAAACCGCCCGCGCCCGGCUCCGCGAAAGCGAAUCCCAGGCCAGUCAGAUCAAUAAAGAACUUCAAGGCCUGCGGGAGGAGAUUCAACUCAAGACCGCCCAGCACGCUAGUGCUCAAAGUUUGAUGAAUAGUAUGCGCGACCAAGCUGCUGAAUUGGGGAUGCAGAUGAAGGAGGCUCUCGAACGCUGCGAAAGUCUCGAAGAAGAAUUAGCGGAUGCUCACCGGCUGCUGAGCGAACGCACUCGCGAAGGAGAGACCAUGCGGCGUCUUCUGAACGACAUCGAAAGUCGCACCGAUGCCAAGGUGCGCGAUUUCAAGGAACGUAUGGAAGCCGCCAUUGAGGAGCGAGAUCGCGCCGAGGAUGAAGCCAGUGCUCAGGGUCGACGCCGUGCGCGUGAGCUGGAAGACCUGAAGAGUAAGCUACGCGAAGCCGAGCGAGCUCUGCGCAGUGUGGAGCAGGAUAAAGAGGAACUGGAGCAGACUCAGAAGGAUUGGAAACGUAGACGGGAUCAACUGGAAGCCGAAUCUGAGAAGACGACCCAGGAGCUUGCCGAUCUGCGACAGGCCAUGGCAGGUCUGCGCGAUUCGCUGGAUGAAAGCGAGAAGCAGGUGCGCGACCUUGAGAAGGAGAAAGCCGAGCUGCGCCGAUCCGUCGAGGAAACGAAUUCUCGUUUGGAAAAGCUGCGUAAAUCGAAUAAGCUGCUUCCGGAUGAAGGUCGCUUCGGUCACACUGCACAGUCGUCACGGUCCUCGAUCGAUUCUGGCUCUAGAAGAACCAUCACCUCCCCAGUUGCGAAGGAGCACAGUCCGUCGACACGCAGCGGCACGCCCACUGGAGUCGGCGCAGGGUCCAUUGAUUACAUUUAUCUGAAGAAUGUUCUUCUCCAGUUCCUGGAGCAGAAGGAUAAGAACUAUCAGAAGCAGCUGAUUCCCGUUCUCGGCAUGCUGCUGCACUUUGAUCGAACGGACGAGCAGAAAUGGAUGUCGGCCAUUUCCUCCAAGUAA
This is a messenger RNA of Aspergillus brunneoviolaceus CBS 621.78, 3366 nucleotides long. RefSeq names its product putative vesicle-mediated transport protein (Imh1). Gene Ontology annotation, cellular component: Golgi apparatus. The annotation marks the transcript as partial. The transcript has 5 exons. Lineage: Eukaryota; Fungi; Ascomycota; Eurotiomycetes; Eurotiales; Aspergillaceae. The record is from RefSeq and is a predicted model, not a curated record.